CCUGCUCCCGCCGAGCAGCGGCCGGGGUCGCGCCGGGAGCGCAGCGCGGAGCGGGGCUGCAGGAGCGCUGCUGCCGCCCGGGUCCCUCCCGUGUCCCUCCCGUGUCCCUCCGGUCCCCGCCGGUCCCCGUGUGUCCGCAGCCGGGCCGGAGCAUGGCUUGGGGCGAGCUCGGGCUGCUCCGCUGGCUGCGGGAGAGCCGCCAGUCCCGCAAACUCAUCCUGCUCAUCGUCUUCAUCGCGCUGCUGCUGGACAACAUGCUGCUCACCGUGGUCGUGCCAAUAAUUCCCAGUUACCUUUACAGCAUCGAACACCAGAAAAAUGCCACAGAAAUCCAGACUGCCAAACCCAACCUCCCCUCAGCCACCAUGGACAAUUUUCAGAGCAUCUUCUCCUACUACGACAAUUCCACCAUGGUCACUGGAAAUGAAUCUGCCAAGACACAGCCUGCAGAGCUGCCUCAGAGCCAGACAGAGCCAAUGGUUGUCAGAGUGACUCCCUCUCCCUCUGACUGCCCCAAGGAUGACAAGGAGCUGCUGAAUGAGAACGUCAGGGUCGGCCUCUUGUUUGCUUCCAAGGCAACAGUGCAGCUGAUGACCAACCCCUUCAUAGGGCCCCUGACAAACAGAAUAGGCUACCAGAUCCCACUGUUUGCUGGCUUCUGCAUCAUGUUUGUUUCAACAAUCAUGUUUGCCUUCUCUGGAAGCUAUGCACUACUAUUUAUUGCCAGGUCCCUUCAAGGAGUGGGCUCCUCAUGUUCUUCUGUGGCAGGGAUGGGAUUGCUUGCCACUGUUUACACGGAUGAUGAAGAGAGAGGCAACGCCAUGGGAAUUGCUCUUGGAGGCCUGGCUAUGGGAGUAUUAGUGGGCCCCCCUUUUGGGAGUGUCAUGUAUGAGUUUGUGGGGAAGAGCUCUCCUUUCCUGGUGCUGGCAGCCCUGGCUCUGUUUGAUGGAGCUGUUCAGUUACUUGUCCUGCAGCCCUCCAGAACACAGGCAGAAAGUCAGAAGGGGACUCCUUUACUGACACUUCUGAAGGACCCAUACAUCAUCAUUGCAGCAGGCUCAAUCUGCUUUGCAAACAUGGCUAUUGCUAUGCUUGAACCAGCUUUACCCAUCUGGAUGAUGGAGACCAUGUGCUCAAAAAAAUGGCAGCUUGGCGUCGCUUUUCUUCCAGCCAGCAUCUCUUAUCUCAUUGGGACGAAUCUUUUUGGGAUACUUGCACACAAAAUUGGAAGGUGGCUUUGUGCUUUGCUCGGGAUGCUAAUCGUGGGAAUAAGUAUUUUAUGUGUACCUUUUGCUAAAAACAUUUAUGGGCUCAUAGCACCAACUUUUGGAGUUGGAUUUGCCAUAGGGAUGGUGGACUCCUCCAUGAUGCCAAUCAUGGGCUACCUGGUGGACCUGCGCCACGUCUCAGUCUAUGGCAGUGUGUAUGCCAUAGCUGACGUUGCCUUUUGCAUGGGCUUUGCCAUAGGUCCCUCUGCUGGUGGUGCCAUUGCCAAGGCCAUUGGAUUUCCAUGGCUUAUGACAAUUAUAGGAAUUGUGGACAUCAUCUUUGCUCCCCUAUGCUUUUUCCUUCGAAGUCCACCUGCCAAAGAGGAGAAAAUGGCAAUACUCAUGGAUCACAACUGUCCUGUGAAAACAAAAAUGUACACCCAGAACAACAUCCAAUCCUACCCCAUAGGUGAAGAAGAGGAGGAAUAUGAAAGUGAUGAAUAACAGAAAAGCCAUAUAACAUAUUUAGGUGUACAAAAUGCUGUGGUUCAUGUGAAACAUCUCAUCCAGAAAUAGGUUUUAGCUGUACUGUACAUUUAAUAGUGAAAUGGUCAGAAAAACCAAAGGUAUAUUAUUUAUUGCCAGUGACUAUAAAGCAGACUGCAAACCGCCUUAUGGGGGGAAAGAGCUUUUAUAGACCAUUUGUAUAGUGUUACUCUUUGUGUAUUUAAUUUUAUUGAAUAUUACACUCUAUUUUUUAUUAAAUGUGUAGUAUAAAUCUGUAUAAAAUGUGAAUUUUAACGAUUUGGUUUUUAAGUCACCUCAUUGACAAUAUUUCAUAUUUUAUUUGAAGUCAUAGGUUACUGUCAAACUUGAGUCUUUCUUAUUUAAGUGGAAAUUUUAAAAAGCAACCCUCAAAGAAAACCCAUCCAAUUUGCAUCCUUUUAAGUGACACCCUUGUAAGUGCAUUGAGAGGAGCUGGAAUUCAGACUGUGGACAGCCCUAUCACUUUUUUCAUCAAAUUCAGGUCCUAAUAAUGUAUACAAAAAACUAAAUAAGAGGCACAACUUCUCUGCCACUUUAAAUACUGACUUCUCCCUGAACCCCCAGCGUUGAGGAAAAUGUUAAAGAGAUGAGUGUAUUGCUAUUAUUGAUCUCUAACAAAGUUUUAAUGAAGCAGUUGUGCAAUGUGAGUCCCCCCCAACACUCACCACCAGGUAAACAAGUGGGUGUGAACAUGCACUGUUCCUGUCCCUGCUAAGGGACAGGAAUGUAACAGCAUGAGGAUACUUUUUGUAUUUCUAUCUUUUGGAUCUUUUAACAUAUUUCAACUUUAUUUUAGUUUCUUUAUCUUCAGUGAGUGGUUAAGAACAGCUGCAGUAUUACUGUAUUUAGUCUUAGCAUGUACUGAAAGUGAGCUGCUAACUGGAGCAGUUCAAACAACUCUUUUACAUGCAUUUAUGUAUACAUCUAAAAAUUCAAUGCACAGUUAUUUUUUUAAAUGAGUUCAAAUACAUUCUUUGCUUAAAAAAAUGGAAGAAACAGACAGUUUUUUGCCAGUCUCUCACAACAUUUGGGGACACAGCCCAAUACAGCUGAACUAUUACACUAGGCAGUCCCUGCCUGCCCUUAGAAAAAACAAGACUUGGAAAGAAAGCAUUUUAAAAACAAUCCCAAUGUCCUUCUCAGCCAUGGUGUGUCAUUUCAUUUGUAAAAUGAAAAUCUUUAUGUGCCUUCUCUCAUGUAAUUGCAGAUGUUUUAUGUACUACAGCAUAGAUAAUAUGUUUACAUAUAGUUUUGUAAAGCGUAUAUACUAUGGUCAAAAAAUAUGAAAAAAUAUAGUGGAUGAAACUUCAAGUAUUGCUCUGUCAAAAAUUAUGCAUUCAGAACGCAUCAAAAUAAAGUCAUCUGACAGAAGUUCAUGAUCUAUUGUAAUAAAGUGAAAAAAGGAAUUAAGAAAGAACAACCCCCUCAUGCUUUGCCUUAUGCAGUGUGCUUUAGCAGUGGGGGAAAGCUGGCAGGAAAGGAUUUCUCAGAGCUCCUUCAGAAACCAAGGUUCUGUCAUAUGAUGAAUUCUUCACCAACACCAAGUAAGUAAUAAUUGUGCAGAUCAGUGGCUUUUUACAUUAGGCUCAGAUUUUAUUGUCGUUUGCACACUGAAACUUUGUUCUAAGAGAUGUUAUUCUACUUAACUUCACUGAAGUCUUUUUGUCAACAUCAAAUUGUUGAUCUGAUCAAAUUUGAGACUGAAAUACCAACACAAGAAUUCUGAAUUAUUACAGGACAUGUUCAUCCUUUUUCCAGCUGAUCAACCAGUGUAUUUCUUGAAUUCACUAAUACAUGAUUCAAACAUAGCAACUCACAUUUUUUUUUAAAAGCACAAAAUGCUUUCUUCGUGCCUUUGUUUUGAAUUUUUUGAGCACAUCAAAACUAAGGAGGAGUUUGCAUUAAUCUGAAACGUGAGUAUGAGAACCAAGGAGAGAGAAAUGGAUCACAUUCCUUUUCUACAGCUGGUGCCAGUUUCUGCUGGGCCUGAGGGAGCAGCAUCUUCCCAGGAUUUGCUGAGCAGAUCAAUGCAGUGCAGUGGCUCCCGUUCUCUUGCUUCUCUCCUGCUCCACCAGAAGAGGAAGAUUAAUUAAAAUCCACAAGACACUCAUGUUUGUAACCUUUCUGUGCCACCUUUCUCCCCACUCCCAAAUAAAAACUUAGCAGUUUAGGAUUUUUUGAGUAAUGAGUAACCAAACCUUUUUUGGCGACAGUCAGGAAGAAAUUUUACUCAGAAAAUACACAAAAAUCCCCCUAUUGCUCCCACUAUUUAUUCCUCCUCUGCAGCUUUUAACUUCUACAGAUGCUUUAUUUCAAAUUUCUCACCCCAAAUAAUUCAGUUAUCAGUAGUUUUAUAUAAUGCAAAAUGUCCUUCUCCCCUGAAGAUCCUUCCUUUAAGUGGUGGCUUUAGAUGAUAAGCUACUGCAAUAGAAGUGUUUUAAAAAACAUGGACACAAUGCAAGAAAGUUGAUAAUUUAGCAAAACUAUUUUAUUAAAGCUUAUUUUCAUGAUAAAAUAAUAGCCAUCAAAAUCAUAUUAGGCAGGUCUUCUGCAAAUGUGUGUAGCUGCCACCUAUUCAGAUAUCAUUAAGUCAAGAUAUUCUUGUUUUCUGUGGUAUUCUUUAUUUUCAGCUAUUUACAGUCAAGCAUGAAGCAAAGAUUACAUCAGGAAUGUAAUAUUACAAUUUCCCCCUGGAGAUCCACUGCUUAUUGUAAAUAACGCCAGAGAGGAAGUCAUGUUUUCCUUCUUAUCCCUAAAAUACAACUAUUUUGCCCUUUUUCCAUUCAGUAUAUUUAAAAAUAUUGCACUACAUUUAAUUUACCUCUUACAAUCAUCAUCAUUAGCAACACUUACGUGAGGAAAACGAUACCCAGCUUUUCUUACCCACUGUGUUACAGGAGUCAAUUUAAAACCAUGAAUGUGUAUUUUGAAAUCAGUAUUUGCAUUGUUUUCACAGCUCCUUCAUGUGCACCAGGGCUUAAAUGAAGCACUUGGAUAUAUUUGAAAACCUCUGUAGUAGUCUGUAAGAGCAAACACUGAUGGCAUUGAAUGCAGAUCACCACCAAUGGUAAGCUGCUGAGAAAAUGGACUGGGGAAGUCUUAAUAUGCAUCUCAAGCAAGUACAGGUUAAAUAACUUUGAGACAAGAAGGGAAGCUCAUUUUGUGCGAUUAUUUGCUGCAGCUUAAUUUCAGAAGUGUGUCACAUGCCUGUUUUAGCAUGGAUAGUUUCCCAUACAUCAACUAAGUAGUAUCAACUGCCCAGAACUCACUAAAAAGUGCAAGUAGUUGCAUGACUGGCAGUAACCAUUUUGCUUAGAAGCACAAGCACACUGUCCCAUGAUAAAACCACUGCUUCUUAAUUUUGCCCAUCACAAACUAAACCAAGAAGCAAAUUUAAAAGAGAGGAACAUUA
Molecule: messenger RNA, 5166 nt
Organism: Serinus canaria (Common canary)
Lineage: Eukaryota; Metazoa; Chordata; Aves; Passeriformes; Fringillidae
Gene: SLC18A2
Product: solute carrier family 18 member A2
Exons: 15
Coding region: 153-1712 (519 amino acids)
Biological process (GO): transmembrane transport; aminergic neurotransmitter loading into synaptic vesicle
Cellular component (GO): synaptic vesicle membrane; terminal bouton
Molecular function (GO): serotonin:sodium:chloride symporter activity
Source: RefSeq, a predicted model, not a curated record